AUGUACAACAAAGAGUCGGGUCGGAUUGAAGUGGACCAAGUAAAACGGAAUGGUUACGAGCCAAUAGCACAAAUUGAAAAUUCAACAACUCCACCGGCUUAUGUUGUUCGUGAAACAAGCGAUGGACGAUUGGUCAAUGAUAGUUUCGGAGUCGAGUGGCCGACUCGUCCACCUUUCGGUCGAUAUGCUGAACAAAGCCAAGAAUGCGUCUCACCAAAGAAAAAAAAUCGUGGAAAACAGCGUAAUCGUGGUCAGACUAAAGCCAUGAAAAUUUUCCAAAAUGAAGGCAUCAAAGAGAAACAAAAUGGAAAAGCCGGGAAUCGUCAGAAUAGCGGUUCUGUAGUAAUGCAACAAGAGAAAGAUAAACCAUCAGAUGAAGCGGAAAAAUGGCAUGCCAAUAACGACUAUCUAUUUGUUGGAGCACAAACAUUAACUUCAGUCGCCAAAUUACUUCGUCAGAACGAUUUCCGACUGUAUUAUCAAAUGCCAUCUUUGAAAGAUAAUAUUAUUCCAGUUCACAUUCCAUUAUGCUUGGCUUAUAUGAGUGCUGCUGGAAAGGUGUAUCAUUUUCCAAUAGUUUGCACUAAAAAUGAAGCGACCGGUAGGGAAAGUUGGCGAGUAAUGUACGGUGAUCCACGACCAUCCUCCUUCAAUAGCUUAGCUGCGUUGGUCAAAUACCACAAGACUUACUCGUACAUGGAUCCAAAAACAGGCGCAAUAGAUACUUUUCCCGUUUGGAAGGGUGCUAUCAUUGAUUCAGAUGAUAUUGACUAA
Molecule: messenger RNA, 774 nt
Organism: Thelazia callipaeda (thelaziosis nematode)
Lineage: Eukaryota; Metazoa; Nematoda; Chromadorea; Rhabditida; Thelaziidae
Source: the annotation of a GenBank genome assembly